Molecule: messenger RNA, 4729 nt
Organism: Loxodonta africana (African savanna elephant)
Lineage: Eukaryota; Metazoa; Chordata; Mammalia; Proboscidea; Elephantidae
Gene: TRIM38
Product: tripartite motif containing 38
Exons: 9
Coding region: 719-2116 (465 amino acids)
Biological process (GO): positive regulation of canonical NF-kappaB signal transduction; regulation of viral entry into host cell; protein polyubiquitination
Cellular component (GO): nucleoplasm; cytoplasm; cytosol
Molecular function (GO): protein kinase binding; zinc ion binding; ubiquitin protein ligase activity
Source: RefSeq, a predicted model, not a curated record
AGUGGUUUCACUUCUGAGUUUAACCCGGUCUGAGUUAACUUUUCUACCCACACUCCGAAAGUGGCCGCUACAGAGGGGACUAGCAGGGAAUAUGUGACGGUCGGCUGUGGAGCAACGAACUUGGGAAAGGCCCAGGCCCAGCCCUCCGUGCCACAUUUCAGAAGAUCCGGGUUGUGAGGUGACUGAAGGCCAGGACAGCACCCUGGGACUUCAGAAGAGGGGAGGCACUUCUUCCCUAGCAGCGCAGCAGCCCGGGCAGAGAGGGGCUUCGUGUAUCCUUUGAUAGAAAUCAUCUGCCGAGGAAUAGAAUUCUCCAAGAUGACACUCUGUGUGGCUCCAAGAGAACGGUCCUGAUUAUCAGAGGGAAAACACCUAUCCGUACUCUCUCCCUAAGUACCAUGAAAGGAGCCCUGGUGGCGCAAUGAUUAAACACUUGGCUGAUAACUGAAAGAUCAGCAGUCUGAACCCACCAGCUGCUCCACGGGAGAAAGAUGUGGCAGUCUGCUUCUGUAAAGAUUACGGCCUUGGAAACCCUGUGGAGACUCCUAUUCUGUCCUGUAGGGUUGCUAUGAAAAGAAGACUUUAAGACCCGUGCAGUCCAGCGACAGCCAACUCAUCACACAGAGGCUCAUGUGAGGUGUAUUUCCAUCACUGUUGAAAAUUCUGGCUGCUUUAUCUCUGCUUCUAGAUCCACUGUUCAAGGUUUUUAAUAAAAGCCAUGGCCUCAGCCACACCUGCAAAAAAGAUGAGGGAGGAAGCCACCUGCUCCAUCUGCUUAAACUUGAUGGCUGACCCAGUGAGCAUCAGCUGUGGACACAGCUACUGCCACUUAUGUAUAGUGGGCUUCUUUGAGAACAUAAGGCACAUGAAACCACAGGAAGAGAAGUUCUUAUGUCCUCAGUGCCGAGCCCCCUUUAAAACGGCGAGCGUCCGGCCCAACAAGCAGCUGGGAAGCCUCAUUGAGGCCAUCAAGGAGAUGAACUGUGAAAUGGUAUGUGAAGAACACGGAGAGCAACUCCACCUGUUCUGCGAAGACGAGGGCCAGCUCAUCUGCUGGCGCUGUGAGCGGGCACCGCAGCACAAAGGGCACACCACGGCUCUUGUCGAAGAUGUAAGCCAGGGGUACAAGGAAAAACUUGAGAAAGUUGUGACAAACUUGAGGCAACUCAACGAUGAAUGUGUGAAUCUGAAGGUAUUGAUGACAAAGCAAAUAAACGAAUGGAAGGAGAAGAUAGAGGCUCAGAGAAAAAAAAUACAGUCUGACUUUCAGAAUCUCCAAAUCUUCUUGCAUGAAGAGGAGAAGCUUUGUCUGUGGAAGCUGGAGAGGGAAGAAGAACAGACUCUAAGGAGACUGAAGGACAAUGAUGAAAGCCUGGAGCUGAAGAGCUGUGAACUUAUGAGCUACAUCCUGGAUCUGGAGGAUAAAUGUCAGGGCUCACCCCAGGAAUUGCUACAGGAUGUGAAGGACACUUUGAAGAGGAGUUGGGCUGUGAAGCUAGAAACACCAGAACCCAUCUCCCUGGAGCUUAACAACAUGUACAAUGUUCCUGAGCUUUACUUUGAUGUGAAGAAAAUGCUAAGAAGCCAUCAAGUCAGUGUGACUCUGGAUCCAGAUACAGCUCAUCGUGAACUAAUUCUGUCUGAGGAUCGGAGACAAGUGACUCGUGGAUGCUCCCAGGACAAUCUUGACACUUCUUCCAAGAGAUUUAGUGCCUUCCCCUGUGUCCUGGGCUGUGAGGGUUUCACCUCAGGAAGACACUACUUUGAAGUAGAUGUGGGAGAAGGAACUGGGUGGGACUUAGGAGUUUGUAUAGAAAAUGUGCAGAGAGACAAGAGCAUGAAGCAGAAGCCUGAGUUUGGAUUCUGGACCAUCAGGCUAUGCAAAAAGAAAGGCUAUAUAGCACUUACCUCUCUCCCAGUUUACCUUCAUCUAAAGGAGAAGCCCCUGGUUGUGGGGGUUUUAUUGGACUGUGAGGGUGGAGUUGUAUCCUUUUAUAACAUGACCACCGGUUCCCACAUUUUCACCUUCCCAAAGGCCUCCUUCUCUGAUACACUCCGGCCCUAUUUCCAAGUUUAUCAAUACUCUCCUUUGUUCCUACCUCCUCCAGAUGAGUAAAGAAAGAAGUAAAGUCUCCUUCUUGAUUUAACCAGCACAGAGAACAUAAUGUACAUCCCGUGAGGAGAGAGAUUUGGACUGCUUUCUUCACUGCUUUUUUCCCCAGUGCACUUAAAAAAUAUGUAUGGAAUGAAUGGAUAUAUAAAGACUGUAAAAAUACCACAGAUUGUCAGCCUGAACUGAGGGAAAGUGAGAUAGUAGCAAUGACCAUAUAUUGUCUUGUCUAUCCCUCUUCAGUGGAUUCAGGGUUUUGAUUUCCAAAAGUUCUUGAGUGAUGGGCAGGGAAAAGUCAAUGACUGACCCAGAGGCCAGGAAGCCUGUGUUCUCUCCCUGUUUUGAGGCCAUUUGAACGGGUAUGUAGGGGAUGAGAGAAAGUUGCAAUUGUCUCUGCCUACUGCAUAAAAAGGAGCCCUGGUGGUGCAGUGGUUAAAGCACUUGGCUGCAAACUGAAAGGUUGGCGGUUUGAUACCACCAGCUGCUCCUCAGGAGAACGAUGUCGCAGUCUGCUUCUGUAAAGAUUUAUAGCCUUGGAAACCUUAUGGGGUAGUUCUACUCUGUCCUAUAAGGUCACUAUGAGUUAGAACUGACUUGAUAGCAGCGGGUUUUGUUUUAUUUCUUUCUUUCUUUUUUUACUGUGUAAUAGAGCAGGAAGAUUAAAAUAGUUAAUCUUCCAACCACUGGCAGGCUGGUUAGUAAUCUGAGCUGCAAUCCUAGAUGAUGUAGGCAAUAACAAAGUAAAGUGUGAGACAGAAGUUAAAAUUAGCUUACAACGAGAUGCUUGAAAUAGGAAGGCAAUUAAGAGUAAAAAUAAAUUCUGACAGGGAACUCAGUUCUCAAAAAGAAUUCUAUGUUUUCCAGAAUGUGCUAAAGCCAACUGUCUUGAAAUGUUUAUAAACCUUAACAAAUACUCGUUGCUGAAAUGAUUGUUGACAGUCUUUAUUUUUAUUCAGAUAUGAUCAAAUAGACCUUAAUUCUCUAGAGGUUUAUUCUCAAAGCUAUAUUCCAUAUUCUACUAGAGUGGGCCAACGGAGGACAAUAAAGUCAGUCAACACACAAACAACAUUACCAAUGACAAGAAAAAGUCACUAAAUUGUUAAAUUUCAUAGUAAUUUAUAGUUGAUAUAAAAAGUGAUGUUUGCUGUCAGAGGGACCGAAUUACUGGGCUGAGGGCUGUGGAACAUCUAGCUCAAUUGGCACAACAUAGUUUAUAAGAAGAAUGUUCUAUAUUCUACUUUGGUAAGUGGUAUCUGGGGUCUUAAAACCUUGUGAGCGGCCACUAAGAUAUUCCACUGGUCUUAUCCGGUCAGGAGCAAGGGAGAAUGAAGAAAACCAAACACACAAGGGAAAGAUUAGUCCAAAGGACUAAUGGACCUUAACUACCACAGCCUCCACCAGACUGAGUCCAGUACAACUGGAUGGUGCCUGGCUACCACAACCCAGUGCUCUGACAGAGAUCACAAUAGGGAGUCCGGGACAGAGCUAGAGAAAUUGUAGAACAAAACUCUAACUCACAAAAAAAGACCAGACUUACUGGCCUGAGAGAGACUGGAGGACCCCCAAGAGAUGGCCCCCAGAUACCCUUUUAGCUCAGUAAGUCACUCCUGAGGUUCACCCUUCCACCAAAGAUUAGACAGGCCCAUAAAACAGACUAAAGGGGCACACCAGCCUAGAGGCAAAGACUCGAAGGCAGGAGGAGACAGGAAAGCUGGUAAUAGGGAACCCAAGGUCAAGAAGGGGAGAGUGUUGACAUGUUGCGGGGUUGGUAACCAAUGUCACAAAGCAAUAUGUGUACUAAUUGUUUAAUGAGAAGCUAGUUUGUUAUGUAAACCUUCAUCUAAAGUACAAAAAUUGAUGUUUGCUGAUGUUAAGGUCCUCUGACAUCACCAAUUAUAUAGUAAUUCUUCUCAAAGGAAGUAAAGUAUGAAUGUCCGUUAAUUUUUAAGCCUCCCCAGAUGAUAGACUACUAUCCAGUGCAACAAGAAAAAUGAACAUAUGAUAAUUGCAAACUCCCCUCAAGAAAUCACUCUGGGCAUAAAGGAAAUAAAGCAAAAGAGCCAUAUUUGGAUGUCAGAGGCAUGGUUGGGCAUCCAUUUCUGCCCAAAGUAAGAAAGAGAAGAGUUCAGACAGUCACCAACAUUUCCCAGCCUCGGACAUUAUAGUCAUAUUAAUACAGGCUGGGUAGUAGCUAGAAACAAAACCCCUGUCUUAUUUAUUCUCUGCCCCUACAGACCCAGCACACUAAUCCAGGUCUGGGGCCUAGGACCCACUUGAUAAGUGAGAAAGGCCACUUUCAAACACAGGGUAAAUGAAGGCACAGCAUGAAUAUUGCUAAACUAAACUGUACCUUGGAGCCCUGAUGACACAGUGGUUAAGAGCUCAGGCUGCUAACCAAAAGGUUGGCAGUUUGAAUCCACCAGCCGCUCCUCGGAAACCCUGUAGGGCAGUUCUAUUCUGUCCUAUGGGGUCGCUAUGAGUCAGAAUCAACUCAAUGGCAGCUGAGUUUGGUUUGGGGGUUUUAUCUCUACCUCGGCAUCCUGCAAUCCAGGCGGCAUCCCUAACAUUGGCAGGCCCUAGAGCACUGUGCUCAGAGGGAAUUCUGUAUCCUUCCCUUAA